Strongylus vulgaris is the source of this 237-nucleotide messenger RNA. NCBI's taxonomy places the organism in Eukaryota, Metazoa, Nematoda, Chromadorea, Rhabditida, Strongylidae. The record is from the annotation of a GenBank genome assembly.
AUGUAUGGUAGAUAUAAGCGAGAAGGUGCGAAGAAGUUUACGACAUUUUAUCGUCCUGGAAUGACGGCAAUGCGUUGUUUGCGAAGGGGAGGGAGUUGGGCGAUCGAUGUGGGUCCGCCUUCGGGAGAGAUAAACGAUAAAAGAGAGAACGAGAGUUUCGUUGAAGUGAACGAAGGAUUUGAGGAGUUUAAGAGCAAAGCUCAUAAGCUAGUAGGUCGCGGUGACAACGAGUGUUAA